Messenger RNA from Melanotaenia boesemani (Boeseman's rainbowfish), 2927 nucleotides. RefSeq names its product solute carrier family 29 member 3 (gene slc29a3). Bases 323 to 1732 code for a protein of 469 amino acids. Gene Ontology annotation, molecular function: nucleoside transmembrane transporter activity. Gene Ontology annotation, cellular component: Golgi apparatus; plasma membrane. The record is from RefSeq and is a predicted model, not a curated record. Gene Ontology annotation, biological process: nucleoside transmembrane transport. The transcript is spliced from 7 exons. NCBI's taxonomy places the organism in Eukaryota, Metazoa, Chordata, Actinopteri, Atheriniformes, Melanotaeniidae.
CACGGAUAAUUAUCAGGAACUAUGCGAAUUCUCACCUGACCAGAAACGAAGUUUGCUUUGGAAUGGAGUUCUGUGUCAGCGCAGCACUUCAAGAAAACACUUUAGCAGUAUCAGCGGAGUCCCCUCCAAUGUGCUUCACAAAUUGAUGAUCACUGUGCUGACCUCGACAAGCUAGAGUAACAAGAUGUCACCAGACAAUGGCUACCAAACAAACAAAGGUGUUUUUUGUUUCUGACAAGCACAAGUAAAAGUAAAACUUUUUUUAUUUUCUGUCUCUUAUCUUCACUUUGAGUAUCCUGAAACCUGUCUGUGAGGGGGAAAAAUGGCCCAUACAGAAGCGGUGCAGCCCAGCGUCAACUCCUCGUACGUUCCAACUUUGUUUGGUGACCAAAGUGCAACUGAUGAUGAAGCGCUUGAGGACCAUAGCCCCUCUGCAUCUCUCCUCCCCAAACUUUCCCCACCGCCUCUGGCUGUGCGCUACAGUCCAGAGGACUCAUACUGUCUGGUCUACAUCAUCUUUUUUCUGAUGGGCAUCGGCUCCUUGCUGCCCUGGAAUUUCUUUAUAACAGCCAAGUACUACUGGCAAUACAAACUUAGUAACAAUACUCAGACUGGAGAAGAGGAGCAGCGUUCAGACCUCAGUGACUACUUUGAAAGUUAUCUGGCCAUUGCCUCUACAGUGCCCUCUGUCCUGUGCUUGAUUCUGAACUAUGUCCUUGUUAACAGGUUAUCUCCGAACAUUCGAAUCCUAUCGUCUCUUUUUGUGAUCCUGUUGGUGUUUGUGGUGACCACGGUCCUGGUGAAGGUGGAUGUUUCAGACCACAGGAUGGAGUUCUUUGUCGGCACACUUGCCAGUGUGGCUGUCGUCAGCGGAGCCUCCAACAUCUUCUCUGGAAGCAUGUUUGGGAUCAGUGGCCAUUUUCCUAUGAGGAUCUCUCAGGCUUUAAUAUCAGGUCAAGCUAUGGGAGGCACACUGAGUGCAGUAGCAUCAAUAGUGAACCUAGCUGUGGCUGAAGAUGUGACAAACAACGCGUUGAUUUACUUUCUGACAGCUGACAUCUUCAUCCUGGUCUGCAUCAUCUCCUAUUUAUUUUUGCCCAGGCUGGCAUAUUCCAGACACUACAUGCUGGCCACAACACACAUCAGUCCUGGAGUGAUCAAUGAGGCCCAAGGUUCUGCAGCUGUAAUACCACCACUCCAGCCAAUCAUUAAGAAGGCAUGGGUACUUGGUCUGAGUGUCUUCUACGUCUUCUUCAUCUCCAUCUCGGUGUUCCCUGCGGUAUCAUCAGGGAUCCAGUCUGUCAACAUGGACAGUGGCAGCCCCUGGACAACCACUUACUUUGUGCCUUUUACCAGUUUCCUCCUGUAUAAUGUAGCAGACUUCUGUGGCAGGCUGGCGACAGCCUGGGUACAGGUACCCGGUCCUACUAGUCGAGUUCUGCCUGCAUUGGUGCUGUGUCGCACUGUCAUGGUGCCACUUCUAAUGUUCUGUAACUACCAACCACGGGACCACCUUCAUACAGUUCUGUUUGCCCAUGAUGUGUACCCUGUGGUCUUUAACUGCCUACUAGGUCUUUCUAAUGGGUAUCUUGGGACAUUGCCAAUGAUUUAUGGCCCAAAGGUGGUUCCAAGAGAGCUGGCAGAGGCCACAGGAGUGGUCAUGUCAUUCUUUCUCACUCUGGGAUUGGCUGUUGGAUCUGCAUUCUCCGUGCUUAUUGUACACUGUAUUUGAGUUUAUAACCAUUACCUCGUCAUAAACAGCUGUGCACGUUUCAUCAGUCAGUGCACCCUGUGCAGAGAAUUAUGUACCAGCACAGGCAGUUGUCUGCAGGGAGGGACAGUGCAAUCAGUUUUCACUGGACCAGCAAGCCUCAUUUCCUGUGUACCUCAAUACACUGUGUUUACAAUGAAAAAGCCAUUUGGAAAUCAAUGCGUUCCAUUAAUAGAUGCUUUAAGAUGCACCAAAAAGUUGCUUUUAUACAUAAUUUCUUACAUAGCAAAACCUGUUCCGGUCUAAUUGUAAUUGGAGAUAAUUUCACAUAAGUUACUUUGCAGAGGGUAUUACAUGUAGUUUUGUUUCAAACUGAAUUAAAUAUGAGGGUGGUGAAGACAUGUUUGUGUAUUUGAGUUUGAACUAAUACAGUUGGGCUGAUCUGCUAUCUGUAAAUCAAUGCAACUCCAAACUGAUUUAGAAAGCCAACCGUUUUAUUUGUACUAAUUCAGUGCUGGGCAUUACAGGGGUAUAAGAUUCACAUAGAGUUAAAAAUGUAAUGAAAAAUUAUUCCUUAAAAAGUCUGCAAACAAGGAAACUCAUUUUAUAUCAAAUAUCUGAAAGGUUUGCAUGGCAAGCAUAAUGAUCCACUAAAUAAAAGGAGGUAAAGAAAACAAGUGGUUUGGGAUCACUUUAAUUUUUAUUGAUCAACUGACAAUUGGCCACAGGAUUGAAGAAAACAUCUGAAUAAGAUUUGUGCAUUAGAAACACAGAUUCAUAAACAGUAAGAAGAGUGCAAACAAUGGGAGGUAACCUCCAUAUUAGCUCAUAAAAACAAAAAGUCUACAAAAUGUGAGUUUGUUCCAGGGUCACACAUAUUUCUAAAAGCCAUUAAUUCACUGAAUUGCAGUCAGUUUCUCCAACAAGGAAGAAAUUUUAAGCUGGCAGCAAUCUAAAGAGCAGUCAGAACAGCCAACCAGAUGGUCUGUUAUCCUCUAUAAAAAAAAAAAAAUUAAAUUUAUGUUCCAACUUGUCAUUUCCAGUAAGCAAUAAGGAAAAAAACAAAAAACAACUCAAAUUAUGCAAGUCCCAACAAUGAGGCUCUGACUCCAGUUCACUGAAGCAGUAGCAGGUCAAGUUUCAGCCUACCAUACAUGUAAUUGCUCCUUCUCUUCCAAACAUCCAAGCCCAACCCCCCACCCCACAAGAGGGGAGA